UUAAUAUUAUUAAUUUACCGAAUUGGUUAAUUAAAAUUCUUCUCAUUUAAUAUUAUACAUACAUAUUUUUAAGCUCUUUCAUCAUGAAAUUAUAUAUAUUAUCAGUUUUAAUAUCAGUUGUGGUAGCUAGACCAUCACAUGAAAUUUUAGGAACUACAGCUUAUGUUUUAGGAACACCAAUUCAAUCUCAAUACCAUUCACAAGACUUUCUUGGUCAAUACGCUUAUGGUUACAAUGAUGGUUUAUCCGCUAAAGUUGAAUCAAAAAGCUUAAAUGGAAUAACACAAGGAGGAUACACUUAUUAUGAUGCUAACGGUAAAUUACAAUCAGUAUCAUAUAUAGCUGAUGCUCAAAAUGGUUUCCGGGCAACUGGUACCAAUUUCCCAAAAGCUCAAGAAGUUGAAAUCAAACCAGAACCAGUAGAAUUACCAAUUCCAGUUACAGAAACAAAUGAAGUUCACGCUGCCCGUUUAGAACAUUUGAAAGCAGUAGAAGAAAUAAAAAAUCGUAACACACAAAUUGAAGAACAACAACAAUACCAAAAAUCUGAUGAAAAAUUAUUGUUAACAUUAUCAAAAUCGAUGGAAAAAGAUGAAUUAUUACAAAAGAAGGAAGCUGACUUGAAAAAUAUAAAUUUGUUACAAGGUAACCAAUUGGCAGUACCGAUUUUAAAAUUAGAAUCCUUUUCACCACAAGCUGUUCCACUUUUGCCUGCAAUCCAGUUGAAAUCGUUCGCUAAUGUAAACCCAGUAACAUUUGCAGCAUAUCCAUAUGGUGCAGCUAAUCCUAAUUAUGGUUGGUCAUACGGUUACACUAAUUUAAAACCAAUAUAUUUUAAUGUAAAACAUUUUUAAGAUAUUCAUUGAAUUUUAG
Messenger RNA from Condylostylus longicornis, 873 nucleotides. RefSeq lists its product as uncharacterized. Gene Ontology annotation, molecular function: structural constituent of chitin-based larval cuticle. The record is from RefSeq and is a predicted model, not a curated record. The coding region runs from base 84 to 854 and encodes 256 amino acids. The transcript has a single exon. Gene Ontology annotation, cellular component: chitin-based extracellular matrix. NCBI's taxonomy places the organism in Eukaryota, Metazoa, Arthropoda, Insecta, Diptera, Dolichopodidae.